Molecule: messenger RNA, 861 nt
Organism: Spodoptera littoralis (African cotton leafworm)
Lineage: Eukaryota; Metazoa; Arthropoda; Insecta; Lepidoptera; Noctuidae
Source: the annotation of a GenBank genome assembly
AUGGCGUCUCAGGCUUUAGCCUCGUUAACGGCUACGUAUACCGAUUCCGAGGGAGAAGAAGAUAUGGAAGAUCAAACCCCGGAAAAAGAAGAACUGAAAGAAACUCAUUCGGAACCCGCAAGUCCAAAAAAAAUGGAAGAAAUUAAUAAGCCGGCCUCUGCCCCUGUUACUCCUAAACGAAGGUUAGUUUCUUACGUUGAUGAUACUGUUGUAUCCGACGAAGAACCAAUAUCACCUGGUCCGGAGAACCAAGAUGAUAUGCGGCGUCUGUCAAUGGAAACCGAUACAGACGAGGCGGUGCCGCGCUCUGAGCCUGAUGAAUGUGAAGACGGUGUGACCAUUCCACCCGAACCGCCCGGGAAAUGUCCCAAAGAGCUCCAAGACACGAUAGCGAAGUAUUAUAGUCGAAUGUUAAGUGAAGGAUAUGAUAUGAACAAAAUUAUACAAGAUAAGAAAAACUUCAGGAACCCAAGUAUUUAUGAAAAAUUAAUACAGUUUUGUGAUAUCAAUGAACUGGAUACAAACUAUCCUCCUGAAAUUUAUGAUCCUCUGAAGUGGGGCAAAGAAUCAUAUUAUGAUGAAUUAUCUCGAGUACAAAAACUAGAAAUGGAUAGAAGGGAGAAGGAGAAAAAAGAAAAACUAGCUAAAAUUGAUUUUAUUUCUGGUGUAGCUAAGAAAUCUGAAAGCGAUGAUGAAAAAAAAAGGAAAUCCAAGUGGGAUCAAGCAGCUCCUAAUGUCUCUAACAAGCCAACUAUCAAGCAACCUGGUUUGGUACAACAACCACUUACUAGCAAUGUUACUGGAACUAAAGGGACUAUCAUUUCAGCAUUUGGGUCUUUACCUAAAAAGCCAAAAAUUUGA